AGAGAGAGAGAGAGAGACUGGGUUUUGGGAUCGCAGUGGAGAGAGAGAGAGAGAGAGAGGGUUUUGGAAGGUGUCAUAAAUGGAAUUGAGAUUGUGGCAGGGAGGGCGGCGGUGCAGCGGCUCCGAUUCCCCGUCUUAAAUAACUCUUCGAGGAAGCGAGACGGAGGAGAGCCAAGCCAAAGCCCAGAGAGAGAGAGAGAGAGAGAGGAGAAAAUAAGGAAGGAAGAGACUACUCGAGAGGAGGGAGGCAAAGAGAAGGAGAGGGGGAGAGAGCGAGGGAGGGAGGGAGCCAGCAGCAAACGAAAUCCCAGCACUCUCAGCGGCAGUAGAAAAAAAAAUAGAAAAGGGAAAAGCAAAUCAAAUCCCAGUACUCGACGUGCGUGCGGACAAAAUUAGCAGCGCUGCAGGAGAGAUAGAAGGGAAGAAAAGAAGGGUAUCGCGCGGGCGCAGCAAAGAACAACAAUUUUUUUUUUUUUUUCCCCCCUCCAUUCCUCCUUCUCCUCCCCCUACUCAAUCUAAUUUAAUUCAUUCCUGUAACCCUCGACACCACGCUUUGCUUUGCUUGCCACUCUCCAUAAAUAUGGCCAGCCAGAUCUAGAGAGAGGAAGGAGGGGAGUGGUUUGGUCGAGUCCUGCUAUGGAUUAUAAGAAGCAAUUGAGGGGAGGAGCAUGGCAGGGUUCUCUUUAGGUGGGAGCCACCGGCAAGGAGGCGAAGAAGAACAAGGCGGAAUCCCUCCGGAGAACCUCUACCUCUACAGCGGUAGCGGCAGGAGCGAAGAAAUCCCCUACACCCGCGGCUUCGAGCUAUGGCAGCAGCAGCAGCAGAUCCAGCGGCACCAGCAGCACUUCUACGGCGGCUCAUCAGCACUCCUUUCCUUCUCCGAUGAGCCCCCGCCGCAGCCGCCCCAAUCAGGCGCCCGCGGAGGAGGAGGAGGACGGAUGAGCGGCGGCGGCGGCGGCAAGAGCUGCCAGGACUGCGGCAACCAGGCCAAGAAGGAUUGCCCCUACCUGCGGUGCCGCAGCUGCUGCAAGAGCCGCGGCUUCCAGUGCCCCACCCACGUCAAGAGCACCUGGGUCCCUGCCGCCAAGCGCCGCGAGCGCCAGCAGCAGCAGCUCGCCGCCGCCUCCGCCCUCCAGCAUCAGCAGCAGCAGCAGCACUCCCACUCCCUCCGAUCCGCCGCGGUCGCUGCCAGCGGAGAGCCUUCCAAGAGGCCCAGAGAGAUCUGCCCCCGCCUCCCCACCGCCAUCGCCACAGACACCUCGUCAGGAGGAGGAGGAGGGGGGAUGGACGCGGGUAGCUUCCCGCCGGAGGUGAGCUCGGCGGCGGUGUUCCGCUGCGUGCGGGUGAGCCCGGUGGACGACGCGGAGGACGAGUUCGCGUACCAGACGGCGGUCAGCAUCGGCGGCCACGUGUUCAAGGGCAUCCUCUACGACCAGGGUCCCGACGCCCCGUUCCCGCCGACGGCGACCCCUCGCCACAUCCACCACGGUGAAUCCUCCUCCUCUUCUACCGCCGCCGCUGCCAUCACUACUGCAGCUGCUAUUUCUACCACCCUCUCUGUAAACGCUGGCGCUAGUGCUAGUACUGCGGCAGCUACCACCGCGUUUUUGGAUCCGUCGUCGCUGUACCCAACUCCGUUGAGCGCUUUCAUGGCCGGCACCCAGUUCUUUCCCCACCACCCCAGACCCUAGCUAGAACUAAUUAAGCAACCCAAUUCGCAUGAGUUGAAACAUUUCAGCAGGCCCAGCCUUUCUUUCACCAGUUUUCGAAGCUAUCUUAGAUCUUAGUUUUCAGUGAAUGUGGUGUUGAAGCCGAUCCCAGUCUCUUUCCUUUCCUCCAAUAUUUGCUUGAAUCGAACAAAUGUUUCGAGCUAGCUGGCUGCCUACCUCUCUUCUGUUCCUUUCUCCUCCUUUCUAUUCCUUGUACUUCUUGGGAUUGCCGGCGGAUUGGAAGAUGUUUGAAAUGGGCGAUCGCGACGCGCGGAGUUGGUUUGGCGACAGGAAGACCCGCAAGCAAGCAAGCAAGCGAGCGAGCGGUGGGGUCGUGUUUUUGUUUUGCUUUGCUUUGCAUCUUUAUACUUAAUGAGGGAUCGAGGAUUUUACCUUCGCUGGCUUCAUUUAUUUUAUUCCAGGGUCUUGUCUUCCGACCCGGCACCGCUAGUCUUUUGCCCAUGCAUGGCAUUCUGAGUGCGGAACCCAAGAAAGAAAUAGAGGAACCCUUCUUUCCCU
Messenger RNA from Phoenix dactylifera (date palm), 2228 nucleotides. Its product is annotated as protein SHI RELATED SEQUENCE 1-like. Gene Ontology annotation, cellular component: nucleus. Gene Ontology annotation, molecular function: DNA binding; DNA-binding transcription factor activity. Gene Ontology annotation, biological process: positive regulation of DNA-templated transcription. The record is from RefSeq and is a predicted model, not a curated record. Lineage: Eukaryota; Viridiplantae; Streptophyta; Magnoliopsida; Arecales; Arecaceae.